Messenger RNA from Aspergillus melleus, 450 nucleotides. RefSeq names its product putative cytokinesis EF-hand protein Cdc4 (gene cdc4). Lineage: Eukaryota; Fungi; Ascomycota; Eurotiomycetes; Eurotiales; Aspergillaceae. The record is from RefSeq and is a predicted model, not a curated record. Gene Ontology annotation, molecular function: calcium ion binding. Gene Ontology annotation, cellular component: myosin II complex. Bases 1 to 450 code for a protein of 149 amino acids. Gene Ontology annotation, biological process: mitotic actomyosin contractile ring assembly. The transcript is spliced from 4 exons.
AUGUCUCGCUCACCUCAUCGCGAUAACGACCAGGCCUCGACCAACUACAAGGAAGCCUUCUCGCUAUUCGACCGCCGCGGGUCCGGCAAGGUCUCGCUGGAAUCGCUGGGCGACCUGCUGCGCGCCUGCGGUCAGAAUCCCACCCUCGCCGAGAUCUCGGAUCUGGAGAAGAGCGUCGGAGGGGACUUCGAUUUCGAGUCGUUCUUGAAGGUGCUCAACCGUCCCGGUGGAUUCCGUGAGCCCGGCGAGCCCGACGAAUACUGUCGCGGAUUCCAGGUGUUUGAUAAGGAUUUGACCGGGUUUAUCGGAGUGGGACAGCUUCGCUACAUCUUGACGAAUCUUGGGGAGAAGAUGUCGGAUGAAGAGGUUGACGAGCUGCUGAAGGCCGUCGAUACCAGCUCCGGCGAGAUCAACUACACCGAUCUUGUCCGCACCAUCCUGGCCAACUAA